AUGGAUCAAUUUAAGCGUGUAUUUCUUUUAAUGGUGAUACAUGGUUUUAUACUGUGUAAACUGAACAGUGUUUUUACUCACACUGACCAAUCGUCAUUAUUUUAUGCAUUGCUUGGAACGAUAAAUGUUUUAGGUAAAGUGGUUGUCUUCUUCACCUUAGACUAUCUGAAAAACGAUGAGUUCAUGAACGACAACGUUUCAUAG
Heterobilharzia americana is the source of this 204-nucleotide messenger RNA. The record is from the annotation of a GenBank genome assembly. Lineage: Eukaryota; Metazoa; Platyhelminthes; Trematoda; Strigeidida; Schistosomatidae.